Messenger RNA from Alnus glutinosa, 967 nucleotides. RefSeq names its product peptidyl-prolyl cis-trans isomerase CYP18-1. The transcript is spliced from 5 exons. Gene Ontology annotation, cellular component: catalytic step 2 spliceosome. Gene Ontology annotation, biological process: protein folding; protein peptidyl-prolyl isomerization. The record is from RefSeq and is a predicted model, not a curated record. Bases 137 to 619 code for a protein of 160 amino acids. NCBI's taxonomy places the organism in Eukaryota, Viridiplantae, Streptophyta, Magnoliopsida, Fagales, Betulaceae. Gene Ontology annotation, molecular function: peptidyl-prolyl cis-trans isomerase activity.
AAACCGACAUUGACUAACCUUCUAGAAGGAUCUCCGCGCGAUAAAAAAGCUUGACAAAAUUUGCAAAGCUCGAUUGCUUUAGGAAUUUGUAAGAAAAGAAAGGCUCGCAAGUCGCAAGUCGCAAGUCGCAAGCAUAAUGUCAGUUACGCUGCACACGAAUCUCGGCGACAUCAAGUGCGAGAUCUUCUGCGACGAGGUCCCCAAGGCUGCCGAGAAUUUUUUGGCACUAUGCGCAAGCGGUUAUUAUGAUGGGACCAUAUUUCACCGGAAUAUUAAAGGUUUUAUGAUUCAAGGUGGGGAUCCAACAGGUACCGGCAAGGGGGGGACCAGUAUAUGGGGCAAGAAGUUCAGCGACGAGAUAAGAGAGUCUCUCAAGCACAAUGCAAGGGGGAUACUUUCAAUGGCUAACAGCGGCCCCAAUACUAAUGGAAGCCAGUUCUUCAUAAGUUAUGCAAAGCAACCACAUCUAAAUGGAUUAUACACUGUGUUUGGGAAAGUGAUCCAUGGGUUUGAAGUCCUUGAUCUAAUGGAAAAGACUCAAACAGGUCCAGGAGAUCGACCGCUUGCAGAGAUCAGACUCAAUCGUGUAACAAUGCAUGCUAAUCCGCUAGCUGGUUAGUCUCAGCUUGAAGCAUUUUUGGCUGUACUGCAUUCUGGGGGAGGGCUCUGUGUUAUUAAAAUUUUAGGAUUGAACUCUUGACCGCAGUUUACUUCUGAUCGACUGUGGCAAUGUACUUGAACUGAACUAACACAGAGAGAGAGAGAGAGAGAGUUAGAGAGAGAGUCAUAUUAUCUUGAGAAUUAUAUAAUGCUGUUAUUUAUUUGUAUGACAGCAUUUGGAUAACUUGAGAAAUGUAAAAUUGAAGCUGGCAUUGCACUUCCAACUGCUUUGAGUAUUGCCAUGUGAUAUUAUUGUAAUUACUUACUACAUUUAGGGUUCAAUCGAAGUUGCUGAUCUUGUUUUGUA